Molecule: messenger RNA, 4264 nt
Organism: Vitrella brassicaformis
Lineage: Eukaryota; Vitrellaceae
Source: the annotation of a GenBank genome assembly
AGAGGAUCUGCCAGUGAUCAAUCUCGUUUCGCCCAUAUGUCAGCGUCUGUUCCGCUGCCUCCGCUAGGCAAUCCUGAUAAACCAAUUCCUGCAGGCGCGAUGGCGGCAUCAGAGCACCAACACGCCAGUGAGUCAUCGGUGGUUUUCCCGCACCUUUCUGGACCGUUUGAUGGAGCGCGGCUACUGGAAGGGGGCAGGACAUAUGCAAAAGAGCCGCAGGAGGCUUCAACAGGUGAGUGAGCACGUAUGGAGCGGGCCAUUGUACACUCACUGCCCCUUUGCGCCACUGGUUGGCUCUUGCUGGUUGGUUACAUACAGGUCCCUACAGCACGUUUGGCGGCAUGAGCGGCAUGCCUGACGAUAUAGUCAUGGACGCAGAAUUCAGAAGGGAACUUGAACAACAAAAGCUACAUGUACGAUCGACAAAGAAACACCCACACGUGGACAGACAGACCCCUUCCUCACUGCACUCGACGCGUGUCUCUAUCAGGAGUCUCUCAAGGCCCGUUUAAGCCUCGAGCACCAGCUGAGCGAGACGAGGGACCGACUCAUUGUCACAGACGCCAAGAAGCAAUCAUUCAAGAAACAGGUAUGUACUUGCAUCACCCAAUUGAUGGCCGUCUCAUCCUGCAGGUAGACGGUUUUUGCGUUGCCUUCAGGCCCGUGAGUACGAGGCAGAGAUCGAGAAGCUCCGCGCCACCGUGACCAGCCUCCAGAAAGACACCGAGGAAGCCAGGUAGACAAACACUCGCACACAGACACGUACGCGUCAAACGGGUGGGUGGGUGUUUGUCAGGCGCGAGGCGAUUGAGUGGCAUGACCGUGGCGAGGCAGCCGUCAACCAGAUGAAGGAAAUGAGAGAAACACACCUGCAGGUACACAAAGAACACACAGACGUUCCCUUGAGGCUCUCUUCACGUCUCCUGUCGUGCUGAUAUACGUGCGUGCAGGAGGUGCGGCUUUUGCAGCGUGGCCUUCGUGCCAAGAUGGAGGGCGACGAUCAGCGUAACAAAACUGACAGGGAGGCUCAAGUGCUGGAGCGAUUAAGCAAGGCCGCUGCGCAGAGGGAGGAGUCAUACAAGGAGAAAAACAGACUCCAAGCACAGCUGGACAAAGUGAGUGAGGGGCGAAGGUAUCUCUUCACUUCCAGUCAAUAGCUCAUUCAUUGUCACUCACUCAUUUCAGGCCAAAAGUGACUGUCGUUUGUUGCUGCAAGAGCGGCACGCUCUUCGCGAGAAGGUCAAGCGGCUGUCAGAGGAGGUGCAGCACCAGAAGAAGAGGGCCGCACUCGCAAACACACGCGAUGCACAGCUAUACAACCCACUUAGCGGCAGCAGCAGACCGGGCCAGCAAGCAGCCGCGGCCAAGAGCGACUCUCAGCAGCAAAGGAAGAGCCCCUCUCCGGUCAGCCCGCUUUCUGUGUCGUGGUCUGGCAGCAAGAAGGGCAGGAGGAGCAGAGGGAGCAACGCCAGAAACAGCGAGACAUCACCGGCCGCAUUGCCUGAUGUGGCGGGGGCGCUGAAGCGAUCCGCUGAGGAAGAGGUCAGACAGAAACACAACGAUGUAGUCGGAUGGAUGGAUGGAUCGGACUGUCGGGCGCAGAGUGACGAGGAGUUUGAGAAACAGCUCCAGAUGGUAGAGAGGAGGUAUGAGAUGGGCAUGACUGUUCUUCUUUGCCCAUGCAGCGAGCACUGGUGUGUGGCUCUCAGAUUUGAGGGCUUAGGGGACAAUGCUCGAGGCCUUGACGAGAUCGUAGAACAGCUGCAAAAGGAGAAGCACAAACUCGAAAACGCAAGGACAGGUACACACGCGACCGCCUCCCUUCUCCAUAUUCACAGUGCUUCCUCCCUUCUUCAGAGGACCGUCUCGCCCUGGAGGAGAUGUCUGAAGCUCUCCGCGAGUGGCAGUACCUCUGCGAUCAAAAGGAGCAGCUGCUAAUCCGACUCAACGAGGCCCUUGGCGAGGCCACACAGGAGCACAAGCGCCUCGUCAACGCAUUAGGUCUUGACGAGUCGACCAUAGCCACCUUGCCGGCACUGCAGGGGCCUCCUGCCCCUCUCGGCGAGCCGUCCAUCGGUGUGCGGUCAGGGAGGGUCUCUCGGAUGGAUCACAAAGACAAAGACGUGCCGACAGUGGCUUUGUCUGAGUACGAGGCGGCCAAGAAGGAGUCGGCCACGCUCAAGUCGACAGCCACGGGGCAACAGUCGCUCAUCACCCGGCUGCAGGAGCAGCUGCUGGCCCUACAGACCGCGUAUGCCCGCGUGUAUGAGGUCUGCACGUCAGCAGGCCUGCACCACCUGCCUGAGGGCCACCUCAUCCCGUCGGACCCUCUGGUGCUCAUCCGACAGCUCAACUCGCAGGACGGCUCGCUGCGCUCGUUCAGCGACUCCAUCCGCCAGUCAUCGUUCGGCACGCCCGGCGACCCCAACAGGCACGGCAACAACAACCAUGGCGGUAAUCAUCUGGAGGCGGCUAGGCCGGCCAACAACUUCCCGUCUUUUGGCGAUGCCAUCCACACGCGAGCACCUGAAUCAGACACACAGGCAGCACCUUCGGGACAGGCACAGGUAGGUAAUCUGGAUCGACAAGCACACAAUGAAUGCUCUUUACCCCUUCACAAGUCGGUCCUCCCUCCCUCCGUUUGUGUGCCAGGCGGCUCACCCAUCGAGCAAGUGGGGCCACGGCGAGAGCGUGAGCAACCCAGGUGUGGUCCCGACAGUUGUCAUGGGCAGGCUGCAUUUGACCGAGGAGCUGGGCCGCUCCUCUGGUGCAUCGGUGCCCCACGGCAGCAUCCCCCCGCCCCCCUUCCAACCGGAGGCGCCCAAGGCGCCAGCGCCGAAGGAGAAGCCGGGUGCGGGCCACUACUACAAUUACUACAUCGGCAAGUCGCCCAGAGAGUCUGACGACAGCAACCGGGUCACCUAUGCCGCCUCAUCGAGAAAGACAUUCGAAGGUCGGCCAAUUCAUGGAGAGACAUGGGAGAAGGUAGGAGCGUGUAUCAUGCAUGGGUGAUCAUGUCUACAGACGACGUGCCGGCGGAGGACAGUGGUGACGGUGCGAGCAGGAAGGUGGCGAGCAUCAGCCCAUCGCAUGAGGACGUUGCUGACUACUGUGUCAACUGGCUCGUCCAGAAGGCCCUGUCCAACAUAAGCGCGGCAGAUGGUGAGUUGGCUCACAGAACCGACUCUUCUCUUUUCUUAUCUCAUCUCAUCCAUCACCCUCUCCCUCCCCCUGAUCAGAUCCAGGCUUCUUCGACGUGGCCGGCACCUCCAUCAGCCAAUCGCAACAAGACAGGUGAUACGACGUACGUCUCCCUCUUCCUGUCCAUGUCUCCGUCCGUCUGUCUCUCCCUGCUUGCUUGUAGGUAUUCACCAGACGCCCUGGACGAGGCCACCCCCGAGCCCUCCGACCCCACCCCAUGGGAAAACCCGCCCGAAGGCCCGUCACCCGAAACGGACAUCGUCAGCCCCGAUGUGGUCUUCCAGCAGGCCACCUUCGCCAAGACAGGCGAGCUGCUGCAGCUGGAGCUCUGCCGCAUGGACGAGCCACCCCUGCCGUGGCAGGGCAGCCGGCCGCACUCAGAGGGCGGCCUGCCGAGCCGCCCCGAGAUGGCGGGGGAUGCGUGGGAGCUGAGGGCACAUGAGCUGUCGACCAAUGAGAGGUUUUCGAUGGUAAUUGACGAGGGGAUCCUGACGCAGCUGGACCAGGAGGACCCCUGGCGGGACCUGUUCUCGCUUAUUGGGCUGACUGCGGGGCGGGAACUGGUGCUGCCGGUGCUGGUGGGGAGGAGACGUGUGACACUCGCACCUGCAGGGGUGGCCAUCAUCCUCUCCCUCUAUCGGUAAAGAGACAUGCACAAACACACGAGCAUUGGAUCGUAUUGCUGUUGUCGGUUCAGUUACGAUGCGUAUCGAUUUUUCCUUAACGGUUAUGACGAGGAGGGCGACCGGCUGGCCGACCUAGUGCUCCUCGAGGACCAACUAGGGGCGGCCGACAAGGCACAUCUGGACCUCUGCAACACUGACGAGAUGCUCUUUGACUUCUUCGUGGGCAACCUGACUCUCCACGAGGUACACACAGACACGGACAUCGAAGAUGCUUUAUUCUCUGUCGGUCUCGUUUGUGCAGAUCAAGCUCAAGUCAGUGUCGUCUCGGCCAAAGCGGGCCGCCAUGUCUGCGGCCCCCCAGGCGGACGUCAGCCUCAAGUUGCUGUUCAAGGACUACCAUAAGGAGGAAACUGCGGGGGAUGAACACCUGUAGCUAG